AAAUAUCUCCACACACCCUGAAACAUAAGCUUAUCCCAAUAUCCCAAACACCAACACACAGGGAACAAUAUGGGGUGCCUCCACCUCCAACCUUCACUGCUUCCUUUUCCUUUGCAUGCAAAAUUCAAACCGCAGUUACAUCAUAUGAGGCACACCACCAAACUAUUUUGGCUUACUACUCACCAACCUCCACGUGGCCAGCACUUACCUUCAGCAAGUCCACUAAGUACCAAGGCACUUCCACAUUUAGUGGUUGUUGCCCCAGCCCAAUCCGGUGACUUGUCCACCUUGCUCCCAAUAAGUGCAGUGCUUCUAUCGGCAUACUUCAUAGCAAAUUUUGUCGUGCCAGGUUUCUUUACCAACUCUUUCGGAUAUGAUAAGUCAUCAAACGAAGAGCAGAAGGUUGACGAUGUAAAUGCAAUAGAAGAUGAAUAGAUAGUCAAGGAAGGUCACGAAGGAAGAAACAGGACUACGUAAACGUGAGAACUGAGCUCAUGAUGGUUGAAGCGCUACUGCAUGGGUCUUUUGUAUCUUUAGUUCGCAUUUAGAUUAUAAUAAAAACAUCCAAGUGUCAUUUCUGUUGCUCAUUAGUAUUAGGUAUUCUAGACUUGGUAGCGAUUACAAUCUCAUGAAACCAAAUUGUUCCUGCCCUUGACUCAAGUGGGGUUACUACUACCCCAAAAAAAAAUGUUAGUUAACCUCUUGUGAGUAUAGUCUUUAUUUAACAAAAGAUUAAUAGAUUAUUGUUUGAUAUUUAAUAAUACGAGUUCUUUGUACUAAAGAAAUUUGCCAUCAAUGAUUAUGUUUAUGUUAAUGUUAGUA
Molecule: messenger RNA, 822 nt
Organism: Glycine soja
Lineage: Eukaryota; Viridiplantae; Streptophyta; Magnoliopsida; Fabales; Fabaceae
Exons: 2
Coding region: 70-435 (121 amino acids)
Source: RefSeq, a predicted model, not a curated record